Hibiscus syriacus is the source of this 400-nucleotide messenger RNA. RefSeq lists its product as uncharacterized. The transcript has a single exon. NCBI's taxonomy places the organism in Eukaryota, Viridiplantae, Streptophyta, Magnoliopsida, Malvales, Malvaceae. The coding region runs from base 135 to 347 and encodes 70 amino acids. The record is from RefSeq and is a predicted model, not a curated record.
UCUUCCCUCCUAUCUCCUUUACUCUCUCACCACACGUUCUUCUCAUCUCUUUUCCUCCAAGAAUUCUCUCGUUAUUAUCCUUGCGCUUCUAAUCAUUCUAUCAAGAACCAGAAUAGCAAAACACAAUCGAACCGAUGGCGGAUUGGGGUCCGGUAAUAGUAGCGACGGUGCUGUUCGUCUUGCUGAGCCCCGGCUUGUUGUUUCAGAUACCAGGCAAGGGCAAGGUCGUCGUGUUCGGGAACAUGCAAACCAGUGGAGCUUCCAUCUUCGUCCACUCCAUCAUCUACCUAGGUCUCAUUACCAUCUUCGUCAUCGCCAUUGGAGUUCACAUAUACAUUGAUAAUUAAUAAAAUUAGUGUCGUCCUCAUCUUUUACUAUGUAUUGUUUACUUCCUUUCGUU